Messenger RNA from Lycium barbarum (goji berry), 1753 nucleotides. RefSeq lists its product as uncharacterized. The record is from RefSeq and is a predicted model, not a curated record. The transcript has 10 exons. NCBI's taxonomy places the organism in Eukaryota, Viridiplantae, Streptophyta, Magnoliopsida, Solanales, Solanaceae. Bases 255 to 1139 code for a protein of 294 amino acids.
GGGAAGGGACGAGGACCGUGUCAUAAAAACUCUACAAUGUCUUCUAGUCAAGGAAUGGGAAUGAUACAUAAAAAUUUCAUGGUUCUUGAGAAAGAGUAUAUGCAAACUAAUAGUCCAUUGCUUCCAUCCACUGAUCAAUUUAAGCAAUCCACCCAAAAAGUUGAAAUAAGUGCUAUAGGGACAGGAAGACGAAAAGGGCUUAAAAACUCUACCAUGUCUACUUGUCAAGGAAUGGGAAUGAUACACGAAAAACCAUGGUUCUUGAGGAAGAGCAUAUGCAAAACGAGGCGGAAUCUUUCCACAAGAAUGCUAUUUAUGCUAAUCAACGUAUGCAUACUCCUUCUAAAAGCACAAGAUCAAAUUCUGCAACGGAUAAAAACCCCUUGAUUCUUGAGAAAGAGCAUAUGCAAACAAAUAUUUCAGUGCCUCUAUCUACUGAUCAAAUUAUGCAACACUCCCAAACAACUGAAACAAUUGGUUCAUAUAAUCCUAGGAAAGUAAAAAGAGUUCGAGGGAGGAACAAGUGCAAAGAAGUUGCAUCACUUGAAGUUGGACAAAAGCUGAAAUUAACUUUUUACAAUAAUCGAACGGUUGGAACGAACAACAAUCUGUUUUUGAGGCACUUGGGAAGAAUGGUUCGUGACCAUAAUAUAUGUCCAUUGGGAGUAUCAUCGUGGAAUUACAUUAAGCAAGAAAAGUUGAAUCACAUGUGGGCAGCUGUUGAGGAUAAGUUUGAGAGUGUGGACAUGAAUGAUCAUCGUGAUCAUAUCUUCGAAUGGAUGAAAGAGUUAUGGAACAAAUGGAGAGGAUACUUGCAUGCAAACUAUGUGAAGAAUAAACCAAUCCAACAGGCUCUUAAGAAUAUUCCAAAGGGAGUAGACAAGAAAGAAUGGGAGUGUUUAGUAAAAGAACAUUUUACUUCAGAAAGUUUUCAGGCGAGAAGCACCAGGAAUGCAGCAAAUCGAGCUAAGUUGAAGAUGCCUCAUCAUAUUGGUAGCAAGCCUAUUCGAGAGAUUAUUUAUCAAAAGGCGGGAAAUAUGGCAAUCCACGAGAUUUGGGGACAGUUUUCUUUGAGACUCGUAAGAAAGAUAACAAGCUUAUUGAACCUGAAGAAAUUGAAAAACAUAUCAAAGAUAUGAUUCAAUCAGAGCCAUCUCUAUCUAGCAUAGAGAUUGUACAAAAAUGUUAUGGCCCUCAAACUCGUAGCCAUGUGUUUGGUUUUGGCGGUGGAGUAAAGGCGAAAGACUUGAAAGGUGGAACUUCUUCAAAGGCUGAAUUAUUGUCUGCGCUACGAUCAACUCAGGAGGAAAACAAAUCCUUGAAUGAGAAAAACAAGUCCUUGAAUGAUCGCUUGUCUGCCUUAGAAGAUGAAAUGAAAGAAAUUAAGAAAAUGAAAGAAUUAUUUACUGCUCAACAGUCAUAUGUCCAGCCUAUGACAUCGCCUGUUUCAUCCGAAUGACCACUGUUUUUGUCUACUGAUCAAGCUCGAUGAUUUUGUUGGACAACACCUAAUGAAUUUAGAUUGCUUUUGGGGCUCGAUGAUUUUGUUGGAUAACACCUAAUGAAUUUAGAAUGCUUUGGGGUUUUGAAGAUCAAAGUUACAAGUCAAGAUGCAUUAUUUUGCUAGAAAUAUUAUGUAGAACUCAAUAUAAUAGUCUAGCUCGGGGUGUUAGCUAUGUCUUUUUGUUAAGGUGUCAAGCAAAUAUUGAAACUAAUAUCAUGGGAUGUUAACCAUUUUAUUGUAAUUAAUAAC